Molecule: messenger RNA, 1017 nt
Organism: Parasteatoda tepidariorum (common house spider)
Lineage: Eukaryota; Metazoa; Arthropoda; Arachnida; Araneae; Theridiidae
Source: RefSeq, a predicted model, not a curated record
GGAAAGGAAAAGGGAAGGAAAAAAGCAUGUUGAAAGUACAAUUUUUACUUCUGUUUCUCCUCGCCUCUUGCCUAGCCAGCGAAAAUAUAAAAGAUCCUUCGAAGGAUUCAUCCCAGCAUUCUGAUCACAUCCAUGAACACGAUAAUCAUGAGCACGAUAGCCAUGAACACGAUGACCAUGAUCAUCAUCAUGACAAAGAACAAACCAACAAUACUCAAACGGAUAUGAAAACAAUUGAAACGGACAUGAAAACAACUGAAACGGACAUCAAAACAACUGAAAAGAAAGAAGAGGAAGUAGUUACAGAGCCAAAUGUUGACAUUCCUCAUGUACAGAAAAGUCGUCAAUUCCAACCUUUGUAUCAACCAUUUUUUCCUCAACCGUCCGGCGGCUUCAAUAUGAUUCGUCGUCAAUUCGGUGGUGGCAUGGAUCUACUGGGUGAUAUUGUUAUGAUGGGUAUGAUUGGCUUACCAAUCUUAGGAUUGCUUACAGUUGGAUCAUCAUCCAUCGCUAAUUUCUUAGGAUUUGGUUCCAAACCUUCCUCGAAAAGAAGCAGACGGUCGCUUAAAGAAAAAGCUGCUGGUGCUGUAGAAUAUGCUAAGAAUUUAUGGGGUGUUAUGGAAAAAUUGGAAAGAGCGUUUGAGAAAUAUGAUCUUUAUCAGGCUGAAUGCAGACUUCUUGCCGUGUGUGAAGUUCAUCAAAAGAAUUCAAGACUAGGAGCUUGGGGACAAACAAUCUUUGACUUAAUGAGAAGGCAAAAGGAAUUGGAAAAAGAAGAAAUUCUACCAGUUUCAAGGUUUAUUUUCUCAAAUUAUGCUGAUGCAGCUGAUGUAGGAAGCAAAGGAGGCAAUUGCCGACAAUUAUUUAAUGAAUGUCCAUCAUUUUUUCAUGUCAGUGACAAAGAAAAUGAAGUCGAAUGAAAAACAAUCCUUUUCAACCUCAUCCUUUAUUUAUUAAUUCAUUUCCAUUGCAUCCAAUUUAUUUUAUGAAAUAAAUAAAAAGUUUUAUGUUUGUGAA